This is a messenger RNA of Acyrthosiphon pisum (pea aphid), 2055 nucleotides long. RefSeq names its product sperm-associated antigen 6-like. The transcript has 10 exons. Gene Ontology annotation, cellular component: microtubule cytoskeleton. Gene Ontology annotation, molecular function: microtubule binding. Gene Ontology annotation, biological process: cilium movement. Bases 330 to 1943 code for a protein of 537 amino acids. The record is from RefSeq and is a predicted model, not a curated record. Lineage: Eukaryota; Metazoa; Arthropoda; Insecta; Hemiptera; Aphididae.
UCCUACCGGUUCUGUCCAUUCUUUAACAACUAGGUAUAAUAUUAUAAUUACCAAUCUAUAUAUUAUCUGCGGCCAUGACAACGUCCCGAACGUUUCCAUGCGUAACCCAUCAUUUUUAUAAACACCAGUGUAUAGAUACUAUGUUAUUUGUUGUUUGGAAUUAUAUUAUGUAGAUUCUUUCGUUGUUUUAAAUCACCAUAAUACCUCCGUACUCUAGACUACCUGUAUUUAUUAAAUCAAGCCCGACGGACCUACAGGUAGGACAACAACUAAUUUUAUUCAACAAAACCAACACUGAACGAGAGGUAUAUCUGGUAAAUUUUAACGAUAUGAGUCCGCCUUCGAAUUACCACGUACAAAAAAUAUUCGACACCUACGCCAAAAGUCAGCUGACAUUCGUGCAGAACUUCGCGGGACAGGCGAACGAACUGGCGUACGCCGAAUGCCUUCGCGAGAAUCACGCGGUCGAAAUAGUCCAGCCGCUUUUGGACAACAUCGACCCCGAGGUGAGGAUGACAGCGGUGCUGGGCUUGUCGAGACUGGCCGGAAAUAGCCGGGCGUGUGCCAAACAAAUACUGUGUGCGAACAAUCUACUGAAAGGGCUGCUCGGGCAGAUCGCCAGCGAAAACAAAUCUUACAAAAAAAAUUCCAUGAAACUCAUUCGGAAUCUAAGUAAACACUUGUCGUCGUGUUCUGAAAUGAUAUUAAGCGGAUGUGAUGGAAUACAUGCUAUUUUAACAUGUAUGAAAGACUCAGAUGUAUUAGUGAGAGAAGUAGCUUUGCAAGCAAUUAGUUCCAUCGCUGGCCAAGAUCCUAGUAUUUCAGUACUCAUCAUAAGUUCUGGUAUAUUGCCACAAAUUGUCCAAAGCUUAAAAGAGGAACGACACAAUUUUAAAUUACAUGCUUUGUCCACUUUAAGCGAGAUAGCUAAACACAACCAAAAAUUAGCCAAAAAAAUUGUGGACAUGAAUACUUUACCUAAAGCGAUAAUAUUUUUAUCGACUAAUUAUACCACAGAAAUCAAACUUCAGGCAAGUGCAUUAGCAUUGAUAAAAAACAUUGCUAAGCACUCGUUGACCUUAACCGAAACAGUAAUCGAGUCAAACAUAUUUCCGGAAGUAUUGCUGCUGAUGGCGCAUCCAGACGAAUCUAUACGUUACAAUUCGGCUGACGUCGUUUACGAAGUAGUCAAACAUUCUGUCGAAAUUUCUAAGAUGAUCGUGACUACUGGCGGUAUAGUUUCAUUGUUGAACAUAAUUUUGAAUAGCAAAGAAUAUCCUUCUACUCCAGCUAUACUCGCGUUGGGAUACAUUUCCUCCAUGUCACCAUCACUCGCGAUGGCUGUUAUCAAUUCCAAGGUAUUGAAACAUUUGACUGCCGUCCUAAAAAGCGAUACAGAUAACGAUUGUUUAAAAGCCGGUACAGCUUGGACAUUAGAAAUGAUAGGUCAACACGGUGCUAAACAUUCGAAAUCCGUUUUUGAUUGCAAUGCCGUGAGCGCUAUGAUUGAUGUUUACAUUGACACAAGUCCAACACGCGAGGCCCAUCAUAAAUGCAAAAGUGCCAUUCAAAUCAUACUGAGCAAAUGCGAAGACUUUGCUGCUUUAGAACAAUUGUUGACACCAUCAACUCCUAUAAAAAUAAUGCCGCACAUACUUCUUAAAAUGAGCAAAAUGUUAACAAAAAGCUUUAAAGCACGGCGAAUUUUUAUUAAGCGGGGACAUUUGAAAAUGAUUCAAAACCUUAAACCAGAAAUAAAUUCACAUCUGUAUCAUGUUAUCAAAUCUGUUAAUUGUUGUUUCCCAGAGACUAUACUACAGAUGGUAUCUGGAGACAUUCCAGAAUCGAUUUUGAAAAAAUUGGACAAGUAUGUGCCAAAAAGUCAAUGUUUCUUAUACGAUACCGAUAUAAAAACUUGCAAUAUUUUCACCAAUCCUGUUUAGUCGUGGAGAACACUAUUUGAGGUGGAAUCGGUAUUUAAAUAUGAUAAAGUUUUAUACAUUUGAUAAAUUAUAUUUACUAACACAAUUUAAAUGAUAAAUAUAUAUAUUUUUU